Rhodofomes roseus is the source of this 1324-nucleotide messenger RNA. Its product is annotated as S-adenosyl-L-methionine-dependent methyltransferase. The transcript has 6 exons. The coding region runs from base 140 to 1279 and encodes 379 amino acids. The record is from RefSeq and is a predicted model, not a curated record. NCBI's taxonomy places the organism in Eukaryota, Fungi, Basidiomycota, Agaricomycetes, Polyporales, Fomitopsidaceae. Gene Ontology annotation, molecular function: methyltransferase activity.
GGGGAUUCCCUGAUGUUGGCGCGACCGCCUGCUGCAGUACUCCGUCGUCCUGUGUGACCCCUAUAACUUGUUUUCGCGGCUACAUCGCCAAGAAAACCAUUGCUUAUCUGUACUCGAGGGCGCACGUUGUACCGCCUGAAUGCCUACUCGUGCACUAGAGUUCUAUUCUGGUAUUGGUGGGCUCCAUCGCGCGCUGACAGAAAGUCGUGUGGAUGGACAAGUCGUCCGAGCCUUCGAUUGGGACCAAUCCUCAUGUAGAGUAUACGCCGCGAACUAUGGCAAGGACAUCAUGCAGCGGGUCGAUAUCUCUACCUUGGAUGCGGACGCGCUAGCUGCCCAUCAAGCUGACUUGUGGCUCAUGUCUCCUUCGUGCCAACCUUAUACCGUUUUGAACCCGCUUGCGAAGGGGGCGGAAGAUCCUCGCGCCAAGUCGUUCAUCCACAUCAUCGAAGAUGUCCUCCCGCGAAUGGUAUCAAGUAAUACGCAUCCCCGUUACAUGUUGAUCGAGAACGUCGCGGGCUUCGAGACAUCUAGCACGCGGCAGAGACUUCUGGACACGCUCUCGGGCCUGGGAUACAAUGUGCUGGAACUGCUCCUCACCCCGCUGCAAUUCGGCAUACCGAACUCACGCCUGCGGUACUACCUUCUAGUGAAGGCGAAACCUCUCCAGUUUGCGAAUGUAGGUGAAGAUGCCGCGCAAGCUGUGUGGCGGCACAUCCCUGGACUGGCUCCCGACUGGGUCGACACUCGCAUGCAAAGUGGACCGCGCGAAGUGGUCGUGGACGGUCGAGCAGCUGAUUCAGUUGCAGAGAUACGACAAUAUCUAGACCCUCCGCUCGAAGACGGGCAACUACACCCAUGCGCCGUGCCUGAUCGCGUUUUGGAGAAAUGGGGUCGCCUCUUCGACAUCAUCCUGCCGUCCGCGCGGCGAAGCUGUUGCUUUACUCGAGGCUAUUCAAAAAUGGCUGAGCGCUCCGGCUCUGUCUUGCAGAUGAAUGAAGAACUUGAUACGACGAGCAUCUUUGACCGCUUCCUUGCAGCGCAGGCUCUGGGUCAGGAGAAUGCGGUCAGGAUUCUGGACCCUCUGCGACUGCGCUACUUCUCUCCCACGGAGUUGUUGCGUAUCUUCUGCUUCGUGCCCACGGCCGGCGGAGUACACGAAGAUCAACUUGGUUUCCUUUGGCCUGAAGACCUAUCUGUGAAGGCACAGUACCGUCUCAUCGGCAAUAGCGUCAAUGUACGAGUAGUGAUGCAGCUUAUAAACUAUCUGUUCCAGUGAUGUGCUCGAAUUAUCUCGUGGACAGGGGCUCGACAAAAUCCGACC